AUGGAUCUAACGCGUAUCCGGGUUGACGCCUCCUCUCGUGCUCUGCAGUAUGAAACUGUACAAGCUGUGGAGAGUGGGCCCAUCCUGAGAGACAUGGCCUUCUCCUCGGACCACCACUACCUCUACGUCAUGUCUGAGACUCAGCUGUCGAGGGUGCCAGUGGAGGCCUGUGGACAGUACACAACCUGCAGUGAAUGUCUUGGAUCAGGAGAUCCCCACUGUGGCUGGUGUGUUCUGCACAAUAUGUGCACCAGAAAGGAGAAAUGUGAGCGCUCAUCAGAACCCCGGCGCUUUGCUUCAGACAUCAAGCAGUGUGUGCGUCUCAGUGUCCACCCGAACAACAUAUCGGUUUCCCAGUUUAGCGUCACGUUGGUGCUGGAAGCCCACAACGUCCCAGAACUUUCAGCAGGUGUCAACUGCACCUUUGAGGAUCUGGCUGAGAUGCAUGGCCUGGUGGAGGGAAACCGGAUCAGAUGCUCCUCUCCUGCUGAGAAGGAAAUGCCACGCAUUAUUGUAGACAAAGGUGACCACCAGAUUGUGCAGCUUUAUCUUAAAUCCAAGGAGACGGGCCUGGCUUUUGCAAAUACCAGUUUUGUUUUCUACAACUGUAGUGUGCACAAGUCAUGUCUGUCAUGUGUGAGUAGUCCCUACCAGUGCCACUGGUGUAAAUACAGACACGACUGCACCCACGACCCUCGCACUUGUUCCUUUCAGGAGGGGAGAGUGAAGAAGCCCGAGGGCUGUCCCCAGUUGCUGCCUGCAGAAAGGAUACUGGUGCCAGUCAACGUAGUGAAGCCCAUCACUUUGCGAGCUAAGAAUCUCCCCCAGCCCCAGUCUGGACAGAGAGGGUAUGAAUGUCUCCUAACCAUCCAAGGAAAUGAGCACCGAGUUCCUGCCCUGCGCUUCAACAGCUCCUCCGUGCAGUGUCAAAACACAUCGUCAUCCUUCCAAUACGAUCCAUCCACUGACUGA
Nematolebias whitei (Rio pearlfish) is the source of this 972-nucleotide messenger RNA. RefSeq names its product plexin-A4. The record is from RefSeq and is a predicted model, not a curated record. The transcript is spliced from 9 exons. Gene Ontology annotation, biological process: semaphorin-plexin signaling pathway involved in axon guidance; regulation of cell shape; positive regulation of axonogenesis. The coding region runs from base 1 to 972 and encodes 323 amino acids. Gene Ontology annotation, molecular function: semaphorin receptor activity; protein binding. Lineage: Eukaryota; Metazoa; Chordata; Actinopteri; Cyprinodontiformes; Rivulidae. Gene Ontology annotation, cellular component: semaphorin receptor complex.